AUGCUGACUAUGUGGAUGGAGGGCCAGAAUCAAUGCAAUGCCCCUGUGAGCCUUAUGGUUACCCAGCAUAAAGCAAGAUCCUUUAUCGACAACUUAAAGGCAGCAGAGGGUGAAGGAUCGAAGGAUGAGACCUUUAAGGCCAGCCGAGGAUGGUUUCAACGAUUUAAGCACCAUUAUAACUUCCAUAACAUUAAGAUGACUGGUGAAGCUGCUAGUUCAGAUACGGUUACCGGCGAGAUUUUCCUGCCGGAGUUCAAAAGCAUUAUCGAGGAAGGAGGCUACUCAGUGAAGCAAGUCUUCUAUGUGGAUGAGACUGAUCUCUUUUGGAAGAGGAUACAUGAAAGAACCCAUAUCUCCAAGGAAGAAAAAAAAAGAGCGCAAGGUUUUAAAGCGGCAAAAGAUCUCUUGAAGCUGCUGUUUGGCGUGAACGCUGCUGGCGACUUCAAGCUGAAGCCUAUGCUAAUUUCUCGUGCUGCCAACUCACGGGCCCUGAAAGCACAUCCUCCCAGUCUCAAACACUUACAUGACAAUGUUCGAGUUAUCUUCCUGCCUCCCAACGCAUCAGCACUGAUGCAGCCUUUGGAACAAGGCAUUAUCGUCGCAUUCAAGACGUAUUAUUUACGGCAUACCAUGGACCAACUGCUCAAGGCUACUGAUGGAGAAAAUAAACCUCCGAUCCGAGAAUAUUGGCAAGGCUUCAACAUUCUUCAUGCAAUCGACAAAAUUGGCAAGAAGUCUCAGAAAUGCUUGGCUACACAGGCAGGCUUUCAGGAGUUGGAAUCUGAGGAUAUUGAGGACGACCUGGCAUCCCAUACAGAAGAGCUUAUUAAUGAAGAUCUGCAACUGCUAACAGAACACAGUGCCGCUGAAGACGAUGACGAAGAAGAACCACAACGAACGCUAACUACCAAGAGGUUGGCAAAAGCGUUCGACAUGAUCCAGCAAGGAAUGCAAAUCUUCAUUAAUGAUGACUCAAACAGAGAACGUAGCUCAAAGAUUGUACGCAACAUGGAGGAAACUCUUAGUUGUUAUGAGAUCUACAAGGAUUCUUUUUUUCGUCGCUGGAAGGCAGGAGCAGCAUUUUCACAACAGGCUGCAAGCAAGAAGGAGCAAACAGAGCAGCAGGAGGAGCCACCCGCAAGGUCUCAGUGA
Messenger RNA from Homarus americanus (American lobster), 1152 nucleotides. RefSeq names its product tigger transposable element-derived protein 1-like. The record is from RefSeq and is a predicted model, not a curated record. The transcript is spliced from 3 exons. Bases 1 to 1152 code for a protein of 383 amino acids. Gene Ontology annotation, molecular function: DNA binding. Gene Ontology annotation, cellular component: nucleus. Lineage: Eukaryota; Metazoa; Arthropoda; Malacostraca; Decapoda; Nephropidae.